Molecule: messenger RNA, 472 nt
Organism: Centruroides sculpturatus (bark scorpion)
Lineage: Eukaryota; Metazoa; Arthropoda; Arachnida; Scorpiones; Buthidae
Product: protein krueppel-like
Exons: 2
Coding region: 80-451 (123 amino acids)
Biological process (GO): regulation of transcription by RNA polymerase II
Molecular function (GO): DNA-binding transcription factor activity; RNA polymerase II cis-regulatory region sequence-specific DNA binding
Source: RefSeq, a predicted model, not a curated record
UUGUCGUAGUGCAUUAUUAAUUUCUCCUUUCUUCAAAAUUUAUAAACUAAAUUUUAAAAUUGGAUUAUUAAUCCUGGUAAUGAAAUCAGAAAAUAAUGAAAAUAGAAAACUUGAAUGUACUAUAUGUAAAAAAACAUUUCAAAGAGAAAAGCAUUUGGAAGAACACGUGAGGGUUCAUACUGGUGAAAAACCACUUUCAUGCGAUAUUUGCGGAAAAAAAUUCGCCCAGAAAUCAACUUUAAGUGAACAUAUAAAAAUACAUUCGACAGAAAGACCAUUCAAAUGUAACUACAAAGACUGUAUAUACGCUGCAAAAUCCAAAGAUAAUUUAAUGAGACAUGUCAAACGAUUACAUCGAAAAGCGAAUGCUUCUAAAGAUAUUGUAAGUAUUAUGCUCAUGUAUAUUUUUGUAUUUAACCGCGCUCUAGGGUGUCUCGAGCAAGUUUCAUAGAGUUACGUAAAAAACGGUCGU